Molecule: messenger RNA, 1080 nt
Organism: Dacryopinax primogenitus
Lineage: Eukaryota; Fungi; Basidiomycota; Dacrymycetes; Dacrymycetales; Dacrymycetaceae
Exons: 2
Coding region: 72-845 (257 amino acids)
Source: RefSeq, a predicted model, not a curated record
CGCGCCCUCCCUCACCACCACCAAGUCCAAGCUCAUGUCGUUUCGCAUCCCCGAUUUUCGUUCGUCCUGGCAUGGAAGAAUCCGAUUCCGAGCUUGAGCCAGAAACAGUUGAGCGGCGACGUACGCGCGCGAGACUGGCAAAGGUUAAGCGCUGGACUGGAGAAAAUGUUCCAGUUGCGCUUGUAUCCUCGGUGCGGCGCUCUGCCGACGAACCAAGGUCACCGCGCGAAGUUGUGCAUGCACGAAGCAAGAGUGUACUAGCACCGCUUUCGACAGUCUCAAGCUCCUUGGAAAAGAGGAAUCACACAUUGCCAGAGGAGCAAGGAUUCGUGUCACCUUUCAAGACUCCGGCGGUCGAUCUCGCGGCGACAAUAACAACGCAAUCCGUCCGACCUCUUCCCAAACGACCGAGCGAGGAGUCUGAGGGAGAGAAGGAGAUUCGUCGAACUGCCAAGCUGUCGAAAUUCUUUGGUGUUCCCGCUACCCAGCUACCCCCUCCCCUUCCCAUCGCGGAUACAACCAUCGACAAGCAUACACGUGCCUUGACUGAACCAGUUGCAGAAGUUCACGUGCAUCUUUCUCGCACUCGAUCCUUCUCGUCCAGCUCUGCCGGGCACACCCAUACAACUUCAAUGUCGUCGUCACAGAUGGCUCGCACUAUGACCCCCUUCUCGGAGUACUCGUACGACAGCGAUGAUUCAGACAAGGCCGUUGAAGUGCGCGUCAGGCGCGGCAAAGGACGCACUGGCCGGACCACCAAGAAGGACGCCGUCCAAGGGCGCCUCGGAGAGAUGCAGAGCCAAGACUUUGCCCUGGUCAUGGACAAACUUCGACGAAUGAAGUAAGCUCUUCCGAGCGAGGUCAGCUUGCUGUGCGGCUGCUUUGCCACUCAAUAGAUUCGACACCUUUUUCUUUUGGUUUCCUGAAGCAUUUCUGAGUUCAUCGUUCACGUAAGUUCUCCAGCAAUCGCACACUUAUAAUGCACAUUCACUUCAUGACCUCUACAUGUACUGCAUAAACGAUUUUAACCUUUGUAUCAUAUAGUCGGUCGCGAGCGACUGCUACACCUUGCGCAAUUAU